Messenger RNA from Pyrus x bretschneideri (Chinese white pear), 1395 nucleotides. Its product is annotated as vacuolar-processing enzyme. Gene Ontology annotation, biological process: vacuolar protein processing. The transcript has 9 exons. Gene Ontology annotation, molecular function: cysteine-type endopeptidase activity. NCBI's taxonomy places the organism in Eukaryota, Viridiplantae, Streptophyta, Magnoliopsida, Rosales, Rosaceae. The record is from RefSeq and is a predicted model, not a curated record. The coding region runs from base 1 to 1386 and encodes 461 amino acids.
AUGGCUUGUGGAGCAUUACUAUUUGUUGCUUUGUUAAGUUUGAUUGUUGGGAGCUGGUGCCUCCCAGAAAACGCAGAACUUAAAGAUUUCGGUGGCCCUCCAAGUAACACUGAGAAAAAGGGAAAUAGAUGGGCUGUUCUAGUUGCUGGGUCAAAUGAAUACUACAACUAUAGACACCAGGCUGAUAUAUGCCAUGCAUACCAGAUACUGAAGAAAGGCGGACUGAAAGAUGAGAACAUCAUCGUUUUUAUGUACGAUGAUAUUGCAUACAACCCGGAAAAUCCUAGAAAAGGUGUCAUCAUCAACAAACCAAAUGGCCGUGAUGUUUAUAAAGGAGUUCCCAAGGAUUAUACAGGAACUGAUGUUAAUCCAAACAAUUUCUAUAAUGUUAUUCUUGGAAACAAAAGUGCUCUCACUGGAGGGAGUGGCAAGGUUCUGCGUAGCGGUCCAAAUGACCACGUUUUCAUAUAUUAUGCAGACCAUGGUUCUGCAGGAUUACUUGCUAUGCCUACUGAUGGCGAUUAUGUUUACGCUAUAGAUCUCAUACGUGUCCUGAAGAAGAAGCAUGCUUCUAGAGGUUUCAAAAGCAUGGUACUGUACGUUGAAGCUUGCGAGUCUGGGAGCAUGUUUGAUGGUAUCCUUCCGAGAAAUCUAAAUAUUUAUGCUACUACCGCGGCAAAUCCAGAAGAGAGCAGUUAUGGAACAUAUUGUCCUGGUGAAGAUCCUCGUGUUGCUGAAGAGUAUGGUACUUGUUUGGGAGACUUGUACAGUAUUUCCUGGAUGGAGGAUUGUGACAUAAGUGAUUCGCGCAAAGAAACUUUGCAGCAGCAGUAUGAAAGGGUUCGAAGAAGAACAAAUAAAUCUCAUGUUAUGCAGUACGGAGAUAUGAGUCGCAGACAGCAGUUCCUUGUCACUUACAUGGGUGGAUAUCUUUCUAAACGUAGUACUUCCACCAGCAAUAUCUCUUCACCCUUAAUCUCAAGGGCUGUUAACCAACGCGACACUAAGCUCCACUAUUUUCAGCACAAGUUGGGUAGAGCUCCGACUGGCUCUCAGGAGGAAUUGGAAGCUCGAAAGCAGCUACUCGAUGAAAUUGCUCAUCGGAAACAUGUGGACGAUAGCGUACAUAAAAUAGGGGAGCUUUUGUUUGGACGCCGGGAGAGCUCAAACAUGUUGAUGAAGGUUAGGCCGCGAGGGCAACCUCUAGUAGAUAACUGGGACUGCUUCAAGAAGCUUUUGAAGAUUUACGAGAAAUAUUGUGGACAUUUUUCUGCAUACGGAUUGAAAUACACGCGAGCUAUAGCCAACAUGUGCAACGCUGGGAUCACGGCAGAGAAAAUGGUUGUGGCGUCUGAUCAGACUUGUUCCAAGAAACCCCAUGUUUAGAACUUCCUU